AUGAUUUCACUAGAAGUAUUGCAAUUGGGUAUGAAUUUUCAUCUUGAGGGUAAGAUUCCUAUCAGUCUUGGUAACCUCUGCAAUAUAGAGGUUUUGGACCUCAACAGUGUAAAUAUUAGCCAAAAUUUUAAAGAGUAUGGUGGCCUCUUUUCUGGCUGUAUCAGAAAUAGUUUGAUGGAAUUGCUCUUACCUCAAACUUCACUUGUUGGUUAUGUUCUAGAUGAGGUUUGGAACCUCAAGUAUCUAGAAAUUCUUAACAUUUCACAUAACUCUCUCUUGGGUUCAAUACCAACAAUAAUUAGAAGUCUUUCAUCACUAAUUAUUUUAGAUCUAUCAAACAAUCACUUUUGUGGUGUUAUCCCGAAGAAUAUCAGGCAUCUAUACAAUUUGUAUGAAUUGUCUCUAGAAAAUAACAAUUUGGAAGGUCCAUUGACAGAAGACAAUUUGGCAACAAUAUCUCAGUUAUCAUUUCUCAGCCUUUCAAUCAACAAACUAAAUGGUAUGGUACCUUUUAGUUUAUGUAAUUUGAAAAAUAUAGUGGUGUUGGAUAUCUCUGGGAACCAUUUGUCUGGAGAGCUUCCUAAUUGUUGGAAUAAUGACUUACAGUUUUCAAAGUACCUCAUUCCUCAACUUUCUAAUCUCAUGGGACUUCAUAUAUUAGACCUCUUCCCCAAUAACUUGUCAGGUUCUAUACCAAAAAGCUAUGGCAAUUUUAAUGCCAUGAAAUUAUCUAACAAGAUGAGCCAUUUGGGAGAUUUUUCUUCUUACAAGGAGAACAUCUUAUUGGAUAUACAGGGGAAUGAGUACAAAUGUGAAAUAAUUUUACCCCUAAUUAGUGUUAUGGACCUUUCUUACAAUUGUUUAUAUGGAAGCAUACCAGAAGAGUUAACGAAUCUUCUUGGAUUGAAGAGCCUAAAUUUAUCUGGAAAUAAUCUUAUCGGAGAGAUUACAAACAAGAUUGGCAAAAUGCAUGAACUGGAAUCUCUUGAUUUGUCUAGAAACAGCCUGUAG
This is a messenger RNA of Dioscorea cayenensis subsp. rotundata (Guinea yam), 1011 nucleotides long. Its product is annotated as LRR receptor-like serine/threonine-protein kinase GSO2. The record is from RefSeq and is a predicted model, not a curated record. The coding region runs from base 1 to 1011 and encodes 336 amino acids. Lineage: Eukaryota; Viridiplantae; Streptophyta; Magnoliopsida; Dioscoreales; Dioscoreaceae. Gene Ontology annotation, molecular function: protein binding. The transcript is spliced from 2 exons.